CACCAGCGCAGCGUUUCCUUCACCCAGAGUUUGCCGACAAACUUAAAAUACAUUUCACUCUGUUUUUAUGUCUCUUUAUGUCGCAUAAAUGCCGAAACGUCGGUCCAGAGCUCCGGGUUUCGUUGCCGUCUGCGUCUGCGUUCAUUGCUAGGUGAUGGACGGGCAGCAGAUCCAGGUGAGCGACGAAGAGCCCAUAGUCCUGAGAGAAGAAACCCGGAGGAGGAGAAGAAAGAAGGCCAUCACCUCGUCCUCCUGCACCUCCAUGGAUCAGAUCACUGUUGAGUUCGUUCUGCCCACCGUGGCGCGGGGCGGAAACAGCCCUGACACUCUGCUGCUGGAGGUCGCUGGAAACUGGACGGUGGAACAGGUGAAAGCUCAGGUGUGGCUGAAGGCGGUGACUCUAAAUCUCUGUCCUGACUUCUACCAUCGCUUUUCUCCCGACCACUGCAUCCUGCUCUACCAGAAGAAAGGCAACGUCUGUGAGAUCUACGACAAGCACCAAGUCUUCCAGACGCUGGACUGCAUCCGUUACUGGAGAGCCCUGAAGAAAGACGUUGGCCGGAUCCAGCUGGUUCCCCGUCCGCAGCCCUCAGACGAGUCCCUGCAGUACCAGCGCUACCUAAACUACCUGAUCGGCUACGACGUGACUGAUGUCAGCAAUGUGCACGACGAUGAGCUGGAGUUCACUCGUAGGAAGCUGCUGACGCCAAGACGCAUCGAGCUGUCUGACCGUGAUGCAAAGCUCUACUCCAUGGACCCCUGGGUGACCCGCAAACCGCUGCCUGAGCACCUUCUCAGCAAGGUCAGUAACGGUCACAUCCUGGUGGUGAUCCACAUCAGCACAGCCAGCCAGACCAUCAAGGUCUCCAUUGACGACACGCCAGCGCAGGUAUUGGUGAGCUUUUUCGCCAAGACGGCAAAUAAGAGAGUUUUGCUGGGGAUUCCUGACAACAUGUGUGAAGCAGACUUUGUGCUCCGUGUGUGUGGAAGGGAGGAGUAUCUUUAUGGAGAUAAGCCGCUGCAGAACUUCAACUGGAUCCGUCAGUGUCUGAAGAACGAGGAAAUCCACCUGGUUCUGGAGAAGCCACCUGAUACAGACCUAGAUCUGGUUCAGAAGGAGGACUGGGCACAAGUGGAUGACUGCACCGGAGUCGCAGGUACACAUGAGCAGUUGACCAUCGAUGAGAAGGACCAUGAACGAGUCUUCACUGUUUCUAUGUGGGACUGUAACAGGAAGUUCAGAGUGAAGGUGCUGGGUAUUGACAUCCCAUCGCUCCCCAAAAUCCCAGAGUUUAUUGUCUUCAUAGAAGCCAGCAUCUUCCACGGCCAGCAGCUUUUAGCUCAGGAGAGGACGUCUUCUAAAACCUUCAAUGAAGAAGUGCUGUGGAACAGCUGGUUGGAGUUUAACAUAAAGAUCAAGGACCUGCCUAAAGGGGCACGACUCAACCUCCAGGUGGUUUGUGGGAAGCAGCCUCUGACACCAAACUCCAAGGGGGCAUCCACCUACCAGGACAAUACAGCAGGCACAGGCAGCCAUGAAGGAAAGACCAAGAACCGUCUUCUGUACUACGUCAACCUGCUGCUGAUCGACCACCGCUCCCUGCUGCGCCAGGGCGAGUUUAUCCUCCACAUGUGGAAAAUGCCCGAGAAGAGCGAGGAAAGCAGCAGCAGCAUCAACGCAGACAAGCUCACCUCCGCCACCAACCCAGACAAGGCAUCUGCCAUGGCCAUUGCCAUCCUGCUGGACAAGUACUGCUACCCCGUGGUGCUGCCCAAGAGUCGAGACGUGGGCCGGGACGUCGGGGCUGGGAGCGAGGAGGCUGAGGGAGGGGAGCGAGGCCAGAGAGAGAUGCCCAACCACCUGAAGAAACAGUUUGCGGCUAUCGUGGCUACUGACCCCCUACAUCCACUCAGUCCGGAGGACAAAGAGCUGCUGUGGCACUUCAGGCAUGAGUGUAUGCGUGACCCCAGAGCCUACCCGAAGCUCCUGGGUUCAGUCAGGUGGGGGAAACAGGAAGAUGUUCUGGCAACACACCGCCUAUUGGAGCGCAGCAGCGCGUGGGACAGCAGUGGUCUGGAUGUUGGUCUGGCCAUGCAGCUGCUCGACUGUCACUACUCAGAUGCUCAGGUUCGCUCAAUGGCUGUCAGGAAGCUGGAAACCCUGGAAGAUGACGACGUGCUCAGAUACCUGCUGCAGCUCGUGCAAGCGGUCAAGUUUGAGCCGUACCAUGACAGCGCCCUGGUCAGGUUCCUGCUGAAGAGAGCUCUGAGGAGUAAGCGUAUCGGUCAUUUUCUCUUCUGGUUCCUGCGCAGUGAGAUCGCCCAGUCAAUGCACUACCAGCAGAGGUAUGCUGUCCUGCUGGAGGCUUACCUCAGAGGCUGCGGUGAAGACAUGCUGCAGGACUUCAGGAAACAGGUGGAGAUGACGGAAGCUCUGCAGAAAGUCACUCGUGAGAUGAAGGCCAUGUCUGCUGACAAGUAUGAUAUCACUGCACAGGUGGUGUUUCAGCUGCGUCAGAAGCUGGAGACUCUGCAGUCAUCCGGUCUGCCGGAGAGUUUCAGGGUCCCUUAUGAUCCUGGACUAAGAGCUGGAGCCCUGUUGAUCGAGCAGUGUAAAGUGAUGGCGUCUAAGAAGAAGCCGCUGUGGCUGCAGUUUAAAAGGGCCGACCCCAGCACUCUGUCCAAAGACCCCAUCGGCAUCAUAUUCAAAGACGGAGAUGACCUCAGACAGGAUAUGCUCAUCCUGCAGAUUCUGCUGAUCAUGGAGUCGAUCUGGGAGACUGAAUCCCUGGAUCUCUGUCUGUUACCGUACGGCUGCAUCUCCACUGGAAACAGAAUAGGCAUGAUAGAGAUUGUGAAGGACGCCACCACCAUAGCUAACAUCCAGCAGAGCGUUGUUGGAAGCACCGGAGCUUUUAAAGAUGAAAUCCUUUAUCAGUGGCUGCGGGACAAGUGUGUCAGCGAGGACAAGUUCCAGCAGGCUGUGGAGAAGUUCCUGUACUCUUGUGGUGGCUACUGUGUGGCUACCUACGUUUUGGGUAUUGGGGAUCGCCACAAUGACAACAUCAUGAUCACUGAAUCUGGGAAUCUCUUCCACAUUGACUUCGGUCACAUCCUGGGGAAUUACAAGAGUUUCAUGGGAAUCAGUAAGGAGUGGGUUCCCUUUGUGCUCACGCCAGACUUCCUGUAUGUCAUGGGAACAUCGGGAAAGAAAAGUAGCCCCAACUUCCAGAAAUUCCAGGACGUGUGUGUGAAGGCCUACCUCGCUCUUCGGCACCACACCAACCUGCUCAUCAUCCUCUUUUCCAUGAUGCUGAUGACCGGCAUGCCGCAGCUGACCAGUAAGGAGGAUAUCGAGUACAUCCGUGAGGCGCUGACUGUCGGCCGCAGCGAGGACGAGGCGCAGCGCCACCUGCUGGACCAGAUCGAGAUCUGCAGGGAAAAAGGCUGGAUGGUUCAGAUCAACUGGUUUGUUCACCUGGUGCUGGGGAUCAAACAGGGGGUGGAGAAACGGUCCACUUAGGACUCUGUUUGCACGAGUUUUCUUCUUAGAACUUUUCAUUAAGGCAAAUCUUUUGUUUUUAUUCGAUGUAAAUAAGAGUCCUACAAGAUGGUUCUACUUAAGAAUGAAAAGUCCUAAAAGCUAUAAAAGUGAUUGCACAAAA
Messenger RNA from Plectropomus leopardus (leopard coralgrouper), 3665 nucleotides. It is a transcript of the gene pik3cg, whose product is annotated as phosphatidylinositol-4,5-bisphosphate 3-kinase, catalytic subunit gamma. Gene Ontology annotation, biological process: phosphatidylinositol-mediated signaling; cell migration; phosphatidylinositol-3-phosphate biosynthetic process. Gene Ontology annotation, cellular component: cytoplasm; plasma membrane; phosphatidylinositol 3-kinase complex, class IA. The record is from RefSeq and is a predicted model, not a curated record. Gene Ontology annotation, molecular function: 1-phosphatidylinositol-4-phosphate 3-kinase activity; 1-phosphatidylinositol-3-kinase activity. Lineage: Eukaryota; Metazoa; Chordata; Actinopteri; Perciformes; Serranidae.